AUGUCCCUCGAGACCUCGGGAGACAUGGAAGCAGAUACAGCAAGCUCAAGUGCUCCAAUAUCUUCCUCAUCAACGUCUGCAGCCAGCCCAGUGUCGUCUCCUUCGCCACCCCAGACCAGGAGGACGGCCGACCGCUACCCACGAACGUUAUCUAGUCUCCCAGACAAUUCAAGAUUCGAAACAUUUGAAGAAUUACUCACAAAAGCCGGCUAUGCCCACGUUCGAGUGCUGACGCCAAACGCGGAACAGGCCAGAGACGGUGCAACGUAUUCUAGCAGUCAAAAGCACACUCAAAUGGACUCUACAAAUGGCCACACGACGUGGGCAGGUGCUGGUGUAACCGGCAAAGUCGCCAACUUUCUCUCCUGGGCUGUAGGCUAUCACCCUUCCUCAACGUCGGACGGAACAUCGGUUGAGCCAGUUGUUUCGUCCCCAAAUCCACGCGUACAAAAUGCGUCAUCUCCAACUAUUGACGAUCCAAGUGCGUCACGGGCUACAACGCCAGCCAUCGAAAAGCGGAGUGGCUCGCCUAUUAUGCGACUCAAACCAAAGCUCAAUCGCGUCGCGUCUUCGAGCACCUCGUCCUCGACCAAUGUUCGCCCAAAACAGGCCACCGGCAAACUCAGCAGCAGACAUGUGCCUAUACCUAAUCCUCACGGCUCUGUAUCUCCUUUACGAGAUCGUUCAAACGAUCCUCUUUCCUCAAAGCUCCCCACACGACCAGAGGACGAGUCUCCGUUGGCGGCUAUUGGUCGCCCUCCUAUACCCGAAACGUGGCUGGGAGCGUUUAGUAAAGCCAUUUUGAGUCCACGCUCGAAUGUCCGCCAGGACCCAAACUCUAGUGUGGCAUUCCCUGGCGCAGCAGGAGAUGUCUCGAGAGCGCUCGAGGUCUCCCGCAAAAGUCGGCGUAUCACGCACGAUUCGUCUAUGGGGAGACGACCAAAGAUACAACCGUCUGGCAGCUCACGGAGCUCUCAACGCGAGGCUAGGAGACGCAAAAGACUUCCCUCAGAUGUCUUGUUGUCACGCCAUGCAUCAUCUCAGGCACUCCCAAAGGUCAAUCUCGAACCGUCGCCCGUGACAGUGCUUUGCCGCUCUUCAUCCUUGGGUGCUCGCUCACGGCUCAAGAAGAGAACGCUUCCUCUCUUGGCACCGAGUGGAGAUCCUUCUUCAUGGCCGUCGGGUCAACCGUCCGAAUCAUCUCCGCCAUCUGUACCGCGUAUCGCCGUUCAGAGUGCCAAGGCCAGCGGGAAGCAAUCACUCAGAAGGACGGGUUCCACUUCUUCCGCAUAUACACACUCUGUUGCCUCUAGACGGGGGAGCAACUAUGCCAGUCUGUCCAGAGUGGGUUCGUCGUACACCACGUUUUCACGGACUGGCACUGGUGGUACAGGUACGUCGGGGAUGGCAAGUUCGAAUGGGGAGGUAGGGAGUGUUGGACACGGCUCGAUGGCUCCCUCCUAUCGCGACUUUCAGCGACCAGAUGUUCAUGAUACCGCGCUCGCCGGUGAGACCGACGAGGACUCGGACAAUGAACCUCGUCUAGCGAAUAUUGUCGCACCACAUGUCAGUGGUGGCGAAUCGGGUGCAGGACCCGUCGGACGACAGCAGAGCAUCCAGAGUCUCCGCGCGUGUCUUCAGCGGCACAAUUCACGAACGAGUUCACCUGCGGUAGCGACAUUCCCUAAUGGGAUCAGCGAUUCAUAUCCAGAAGAUCACACACCGCGAACCCGUCGCGCCUCUCAUCGUCAGAGUGUCAAACCAGAGCCGCCUAGCACCUCUUAUGCGUCGAAACGGAAUAGCACUGGAGCGUAUAAUCGUUCGGUUCGACACGACCAAGGCGUCUUUGAUGAAUUUGAUCAUCAUAGCGCACCUCGGAGGGUCGAGGGUGCCGAUGGACUUGAUAAUACGCACGAUGACGAAACGGAACGUGGCCGACGCGGGACUCGGUUGCUCAAUAAUUUGGGCAUGGGCAAUCUUCGAUGGCAUUCAGUCUCGGCGUCAUCGUCUCGCGCUGGGACCAAGUCUGCGCUGAGCAGGCAGAGUAGUGCUUCAAGGCUUCGGAAUAAGCCGUCGGAUAAAGAGCUUGAGCGGGAACGACUUUUAUGGGGGACCAGUUGGGGCCGACGAGAAAAGGACAAGACUCAGCAGCAGUGA
Serendipita indica DSM 11827 is the source of this 2157-nucleotide messenger RNA. Lineage: Eukaryota; Fungi; Basidiomycota; Agaricomycetes; Sebacinales; Serendipitaceae. The record is from the annotation of a GenBank genome assembly.